AAUGCAAUAUCCAUCCUAUAUUUAUAAUCACAGAAUACUCUUAUAAUGAAAAUAUAACUAGAUGUUUAAAUAGUAAGAUAAUAGCUAACCAGAUAGAAAAAGUAGCUGAAUAGCUUCAAAUUGUUAUUGUGUGGGGUUAAUCAGAUGGCAGAAAGAACCAUCAACCAGAGAGAUAAGAUGUCUUCAAAUCACCCCCUCUUCAUAUCUCUCCCCCCAGAAAUCCGCUUCCCGAUUUAUGAUCUCAUCUUCCAGACACCGUCUGCCGGUUUCCAUCUUCUCGAUGUCUGCCAUCAAACCCGCAACGACGUCUGGCCUAUCCUGCUCAAGACACCCCGAUUCUUCAAGAGCAUGGAAGAUUUCAUCGACUGGGCAUCGCGGACUCCGACUGGGUUGGGGCAAUUCAUCAAGGAAAUCCAUAUCGAAUGCCAUGCCAACUGGUGGGCGAAAUUCAUGGCUGCAUACAAGGAAAUUCCACAUCCCAUGGAAUACAGGAUUCAGCAUGCUUCAACCUCAGUGCCAACAGCCAACACACUGGCUGAGUGGAAGCAGCGCUAUGUCGAUCUGGCCGAGGGCUUUGAGACUUCGCUAGACGACUGGAUGCGGAACGACGAGAUCGAAGCGGAUGGGGCGUGGAAAAGUUCACGCCCGCUUGAAGCGACCUGGCAGGCGCUUUGUAUGUUCAAGAACGUCCAGAUUGCCUCCCUCGUGCUGAAUGGGGGCUUGGAGAAAGCGUUUACGGGCCGGUACAAUCACCACCAACUACUGAUGCUUGAAAUGGCCGCCAACGCAUGGCCGCAUCUACGCGAGUUGGCCUUCAGUUCUGGCGUGAUCCCGAUCAGCUUCCUUCGUCUUUUCACGCAGCUACGCGCGCUGCGACUGCCCGGGCCGUCAAUCACAAGUCCAGACAAAACGCUGGACAUCCUGCAAAACAUGAAGCACCUGGAUACAUUGGCACUCCGGCGCUAUGCACGCGAUGAUUUCCGAAAUGUUACAGGGACAUUCCAUUUUAUGCGCGAUCUAGCGUUCACCCCUGGAGUGGUGGGAAAGAUGAAUCCUCUUCGCCAGGUGGAACUCCUCCAUGAGGAUGAGGACUGUCCACCAAUGUUAAUUACCGGCGACAUGAUGCUAGCGUUGCAUAACCACGCUGACACGCUCGAGUCUCUGGCUGUCCGAUCGAACGCGACGGUGAAUUCAGACGUUGUCAGCGAGAUUUCACGACUUCUUCCUCAUCUGAAGAAGUUGAGGGCUUUGGAAUUGGCAUUUGAGAUACCCGCACCGUUUAAUGAGGGGGAUUUGGAUAUCCCGACUACUGUUGAAAAGUGUGUGGUUGAUAUCAAGCAGAAGUGGUCGACGGCGUUGGUUUUGGUAACAUAAUCAUUUGAUAUACCUGAUAGACUCGUUUAUGUUAAAUCCAGUAUAUGUUAACCUUACAUCCAAUGAUAUCACGACUGUUAUAUAUAGACUGUCGCCUGAUGG
Molecule: messenger RNA, 1476 nt
Organism: Aspergillus wentii DTO 134E9
Lineage: Eukaryota; Fungi; Ascomycota; Eurotiomycetes; Eurotiales; Aspergillaceae
Exons: 2
Coding region: 145-1374 (409 amino acids)
Source: RefSeq, a predicted model, not a curated record